Dentiscutata erythropus is the source of this 292-nucleotide messenger RNA. NCBI's taxonomy places the organism in Eukaryota, Fungi, Glomeromycota, Glomeromycetes, Diversisporales, Gigasporaceae. The record is from the annotation of a GenBank genome assembly.
AUGCAACAUCACACUGUUCUUCCUCCGAUUAAAUUCCUUCUUUCCCCUACCGAGGAUGUUCAUGGUAACGCCAUACAAUUUUCUUCUUACGAUCGUCACGCUGGUAGUAUUAGACCCUUGCUCUCACCACCAGAAUCGCCUGAAAUAGCCUCCUCUUAUGGCUCUCGACAAGUUCAACACCAUGAUGAAAGAUAUAUAAAUCUUCAAACUUCUGAACAACAAUGUUCUUGCUGCGUCGGCCGAUCCACGCCCACCUACCAAUCCUCUUCGUAUAAUCAGCAAUCACCUUCCA